Messenger RNA from Drosophila melanogaster (fruit fly), 2078 nucleotides. RefSeq lists its product as uncharacterized. Gene Ontology annotation, molecular function: glutaminyl-peptide cyclotransferase activity. The coding region runs from base 1 to 1029 and encodes 342 amino acids. The record is from RefSeq and is marked reviewed. Lineage: Eukaryota; Metazoa; Arthropoda; Insecta; Diptera; Drosophilidae. The transcript has a single exon.
AUGCCUUGCUGGCGCAGUUUCAUAGCAUUGAUCUGUCUGGCAAUCAUAGUUGUUGUUAUAACCAUCUGCCAAUCUUUUCACACAAAUUUUCUAACAGUGGGCCGUAAUGGAACUUUAAGAUAUGAGCCCACUGAACUGAAUCUUGGUCAGAUGCGAAUGAUCGCCGGACUCUCCGAUCCUGAAAAUCUUCGCAAGAAUGUGCAAAGGAUUGCGAUUAAGAGAGCAGUAAGCACACCGGGACAUUCGGAAGUGAGAAACUACAUAGUGGAUUACCUAAAGAAACUGAACUGGAACGUAGAGUUAGAUAUAUUUACGCAGAAAGUGCCUAUUAUGAGUAAUGUAACCUUUCACAAUAUUGUGGCCCGGCAAAAUCCUCAAACCCAAAGAUACCUAAUGUUUGGCUGCCACUAUGACAGCAAGUAUUUCAAGGAUUUCGAUUUUAUGGCCGCCACGGAUUCGGCAGUUCCCUGUGCACUAAUGUUAAAUAUGGCUACAAUUUUGAAACACCAGUUUCAUCGCUCCCAGGUCAGUUUAAUGCUGGUCUUCUUCGACGGUGAGGAGGCAUUUGGGGAAUGGUCGCAGGAGGAUUCGCCAUAUGGUUCCAGACAUUUGGCGGAGCUGUGGGAGAAGCACGGUUUUCUUGAUAAGAUAGACCUCUUCGUGCUGCCGGAUCUAAUUGGAGCCAAGGAUGUGGUCUUUAAGAAAAACAUUCUCGAUACAUCAGGCUGGUUCCACCGACUUGUACAGCUGGAGCUGAAGCUAUUCCAGGCGGGCAUUGUGCGCUCAGAACGUCCACUAUUCAAGUUUGAGCCCGGUAUAGAUGUAGAUGAUGACCACCUGCCUUUCACGAGACGCAACGUUCCGGUCAUACAUCUAAUAUCCAAUAAAUAUCCAGCAGUUUGGCAUCAAGCCGAGGAUGUAGAGAUGAACGUGGAUUACAAUACUACGGAGCAAGUGGGUCUAGUUCUGCGAAUGUUUGUAAUGGAAUACCUAAAUUCAGCACCAUCUAUAUCAAAUACCCUUAAAUAGUAACAAUAAAUAGAUGUCUUUAAAUACCUAUAUUGCAUAUUAAGUAAUAUAUACAGUUUUUGUUAGUAAAGGAGCGAAGUAUUUUAAAUUUUAGUUUAAGGUUCAAGAAAAAACAAAAAAACGAAAAAUCAAAUUGAUGGAAAUGAAGUGCUUUGCGAUCGUUUCUUUAUUAAUAACCACAAUUCUGACUUGGCCACAACCGCCGACUGCUGUGUUGUUACUUUUCGCCUCUGCUGGCAACCGAAUCGUAUCAAAUUUCCAUCCAUCCGCCAUCGUUUUUCCGCUCCCCAGUUGGCCAAAAGCCAUCAGCCAUCAGGCCACGGGCAACACUCGAAAUUUAUGUACGCUGCUCCCAGCUCGCUGAAAGCAACACGAAAGUUAAUUAAACUUGAAAAUAAUAAAAGCAAAGCGGAGCAGAACAGAACAGAAGCAGCACCAGAAGCUUCCAGGAGAAGAAGGAUGUGGAUGUGGAUGUGGAUGUGGCGAAUAAUGAAACAUAAAAAGUGUACAUCACAGCCAGCGGGCACCGCACCGAAUGGCGGACACGGGCCCAGAAAUCGGCUAGGGAUUGUACAUAUAUAUGUAUAUAUAUGUAUAUAUAUAUCCGCAGAUAUAUGUAGAUGAACUGGCAAAGGCACGGAGGUCGGUCGGUGGUCAUCAUUAGCAUAUCGCCGACAGCGGCGCGAAAAAGGGUUCCCAUUUGAAAAGUUAAUCGCCAGCUGAUGCUGCACUGCGAUUGCGAGUGGUGAAAAACCAGUGGAGCAGCACUCCACUCAAGGGAGUGGGCAAGUGGGAAAAGAGGGGGUGACGAUGACUGCGUUGACACUGACAGCCACCCAAAAGAACCCCCUCCAAUCCCAGAAAGACCCACCGAAGGCCAUAUCCCUGUCGUCGGACCUUAUCUGCGGACUGCAAUAAAAACGGACAAUAAUUAAAACUGGCAAAUAGAACUGGCACACUGCGACUGUGGGUCUGAACACUUGUCAAAAAGGGUUUUCUGCAAUGUCCUUUUAAUUACGAAGUAGCCUUAACAUUUUACAGAUUUUUUU